This is a messenger RNA of Hipposideros armiger (great roundleaf bat), 2301 nucleotides long. It is a transcript of the gene DLX2, whose product is annotated as distal-less homeobox 2. Gene Ontology annotation, biological process: embryo development; cell differentiation; negative regulation of transcription by RNA polymerase II. The record is from RefSeq and is a predicted model, not a curated record. NCBI's taxonomy places the organism in Eukaryota, Metazoa, Chordata, Mammalia, Chiroptera, Hipposideridae. Gene Ontology annotation, molecular function: RNA polymerase II cis-regulatory region sequence-specific DNA binding; DNA-binding transcription factor activity, RNA polymerase II-specific.
GGCCCCGCCACCCCUGCCCCCUCCACUGCCCGCCCCCCGCCCGAGCUGGCACUGGGCAAGGAGCCGAGCAGGCCGAGAGGCGGAGAAAGGAUGCGGCCGGCGGCAGCUGUCCCGAGCAGUGCACGGUGAUCGCCUCCCCCGGAGGAGGAGUUGCCUAGACCGUUGCCACAUUUCUUGUUUUCCUCCCCACCCCACCCCACUCGUAAUUACAUUGGCUGCUAGAAGGGACCCGGAGAGACGGAGGAGGCGCCUCGCUUUCCCCCUUGCGCCCGCUACCCCUGCUCUUUCCCGUCCCGGGCCAGGAUGACUGGAGUCUUUGACAGUCUGGUGGCUGAUAUGCAUUCGACCCAGAUCACGGCCUCCAGCACAUACCACCAGCACCAGCAGCCCCCAAGCGGCGGCGGCGCUGGCCCCGGCGGCAGCAACAGCAGCAACCUCCACAAGCCCCAGGAGUCGCCCCCCACCCUCCCGGUGUCCACAGCUACCGACAGCAGCUACUACACCAAUCAGCAGCACCCGGCGGGCGGCGGCGGCGGCGGGGGCUCGCCCUACGCGCACAUGGGUUCCUACCAGUACCACGCCAGCGGCCUCAACAACGUCCCUUAUUCCGCCAAGAGCGGAUACGACCUGGGCUACACCGCCGCCUACACCUCCUACGCGCCCUACGGGACCAGUUCGUCCCCCGCCAACAACGAACCUGAGAAAGAGGACCUCGAGCCUGAAAUCCGGAUAGUGAACGGUAAGCCAAAGAAAGUCCGGAAACCCCGCACCAUCUACUCCAGUUUCCAACUGGCGGCUCUUCAGCGACGUUUCCAAAAGACUCAGUACCUGGCACUGCCCGAGCGAGCCGAGCUGGCGGCGUCUCUGGGCCUCACCCAGACUCAGGUCAAAAUCUGGUUCCAGAACCGCCGAUCCAAGUUCAAGAAGAUGUGGAAAAGCGGUGAGAUCCCCUCGGAGCAGCACCCUGGGGCCAGCGCCUCGCCACCCUGUGCUUCGCCGCCCGUCUCCGCGCCAGCCUCCUGGGACUUCGCGCCGCAGCGGAUGGGGGGCGGCGGCGGCCCCGGCAGCGGCGGUAGCGGCGCGGGCAGCUCGGGCUCCAGCCCGAGCAGCGCGGCCUCAGCCUUCCUGGGCAACUACCCGUGGUACCACCAGGCCUCGGGCUCCGCCUCACACCUGCAGGCGGCGGCGCCGCUGCUGCACCCCGCGCAGACCCCGCAGCCGCACCACCAUCACCACCACCACCAUGGCGGCGGGGGCGCCCCGGUGAGCGCGGGGACGAUUUUCUAACCCCGGGGAGACUGUGCCAGAGACUGAGAGCGGAGACCCGUUAUCCUCAGUGCUCGCCGAAGGGUCCCUCCGGCAGGCCCGCCGACGGCACGCACCCCUCCCGGAGGUUGCAGCCCCGCAGGGCCUGCCGCAGGCCCUGCUCCUUCGUGGGGCAACCGAGCGGCGGGGAUCUAGAAGGCUCCUCUGUUGGAGGACCCCGGCAGCGGCGUGGUGAAGGCCGCGGGGCCAGGGCCGCCUUUCCGACCUGAGCCCCGCCUCAAGACUUGACUCCCCUCCCCUCUCCGCCCCGCGAGGCCGGCCGGCGCCUUCCUCGCCGCGGGCCGCUUGCUGAAUCCCGGAGAGGGACGCCUCCCCCGCCCGUGAGGCUUCCCCAGCAAUCUGAGGCUCCUUUCUCCUUGCCCGCCCCCAGGCUCAGCGCAGCCGGCCAGGGUUAUUGACCUCCGGGGUCCUGCCUACCCGCCCGCCCCCAACACCCCUUUGACCUCGGCGGUCCGCCGCUUUUUUUCUGCUCUGCGGGUUCCAGCCCUGGAAGCCCCAUCUCUCCCCCGCCUUAGCUGUCCCCCAGGAACGCUCCCUAAGCUCUCUCCUCAUCCAUCACCAGUGGAGUUUUUUUAUUUUUAUUUUUUUAAAAGUUUAGGUGCCUUUGCGGAUGACCUCAUUUUGAUGUUGAAAAAAGUGAUUUUUUAAUAUGUGGACACUGCAAAAAAAAAAGUGUUUAAAUUAUCUUUUUUAAAAUCUAUUCAGGAUUAUUAGCCUGGACUUCGACAUAGAGUUUGUAAAUAAAGGUGUCUGUGCAGAUUUUCCCACCAAUUUAUUUGUAUAAAAAUACUCAUCUUUUCAGACUUUUUUGUAAACCCCCACUUGUGAAAACUGCGGUUUAGCAGUUAUCUCACCGUCCGGUUUAUUUUCCCUUAAAAUUUUUUCUCAGUUAAACUAAGCUACUGAUCUGGAUUUGUUUUAUCUUAUCCUAAAGUCUUUGUUCUUGAAAUGAAAGGUAUUUUGGGGUUAUUUAUU